AUGACAGGAUCAGCUGACACGGUCUCAUCCUUUUUGGCAAACAAUCAUUCCAGGCAUCUUCGCAACACAAAGUACUCCUCUUACAUUGGGGUUGGUGAAAAGGGACAACAAAAUCAACAGAAGAAGCCAUUACGUGGAAUUCCAGUAAUUGUUUUAGAUAGUCUGGUGGACUAUAGAGCAUCACCUUUAAUGGCAAAUAGUUUAAAGGGGCUUCCUAAGACGUUAAUCAUUACAUGUGAAUUUGACAUCUUAAAGGAUGAUGGUCUGUUGUACAGGGCUCGUUUGUUGGAUGCUGGUGUCAAAGUGACCCAUUUAAACUACAUGAGCUACCAUGCCUUUUUGGCAAUUCAAGCAUCACCUUACUUUGUAGCUGAGGAGUUUAAUCAGGCAUUGAGAGAUAUAGUUGACUUUGUGAAAGGAGUGUAAAAAAGUCUAAAAAUAUGCAUAAAUUUGAUUAACAAAACAUUUAAGGCAUUUUUGAAGAAGACUUUGGUUAUGAGAAAUGGUUGUUGUAAAUGUACGCUUCUAAAAAUCUCCAGACUGCUUAGGUAUGCUGACAUACGUACCAUAGAACUUUCAAGAACAUUUCAUCACGUCACGCAGUCAUUACGUAAUAGUACUUAAAUAGUUCUUUUGUAAGCCUCUGGAAUGUUCCAGAACACUUUGUGAAUGUAUAUAAAGACUCGGUUAGGUAGUAGUAGUAGUAUUUAUUGUUGUUGUCAGGGGUGACCGACUGUUUAGAAAGCUAUGAGAGAGAGUAACAGUAGAAGAUUGCUAAUUUCAAGAAACGUUGUGGAAAACCUUGAGUUCGGCUCAGGGGUGAGCUAAGAUAUUGACUGUAGUGGGCUUAAGUAAGUUUGUCGAGCAUAAGUACUGUACUGCCUUCAGUAGUCGCUUGUUAUUAAGAAUAUCAAACACUUGUUUAUUGAAGUUGUUAAGUUUGUAGGAUUGUAGUGUUUUUCUGUCGGUUAGAUUAUAUCCAUUCGUAACACAUUGCAUCCUCUUCGUCUUGAUUCACAUCUUGAACAGGGUAUAAAAAGUAUAAAUGUCUAGUUAAGUUUAUUUAAGCAAACAAUUUUAUGAGUUUUUUUUAAGACAUUGCAUGAUCCUAUCAAUCUUGAUUCAUUCGUUCAAGAGAAACAUUUUUGACACGUUUUGAAAUGUUAAACUUCCGCACAAGAGUAACCCUGGACUAGACUAACUCUCAGGGUCUUAAAAUACUAAACUGGAGGAGAAUGUGCUGAUUUUGCUCUGACAUCUGCAAAUGGUUAGACAUUCUAGUCUUCUCGGAUAAGGACGAAAACUGAUGAUCGGAGAUAGUAAAAGAAGACGCUAAAGAACCCCACACUUCUUUCAAAAGUAGGAAGCCCAGCUCCCAGAGUUGUGAUCUGGCCUUGUAUUCGAAAAAAAAACUUCUAAACUGGGGCACCUGUCAAAAUUCCUUUCAAGUAUUGUAGACUGCUCAAUGCAGUCUGGCCAAAGUCCCUUGCAAAGUAUUGUUAAAAGCGUAAUAGAGCAUAUUCACUUAUAUAGCGAAAUUUUCAUUUUAUGGAAAAUGCGCGAAAGAAAUGCAUCAUUGUUUUAUUCAUUCCAUGUUUGUUUAUCAGCCUGACUGAGUGGCGCUAAAAGCAAGUGACGUUCAGCAGCCGAUUGGCGAGUCAAACACGUGAAAAAAAUAUCGUAAUUUUUCAGAACGUGAGUUGUUAUGGCUUUUCUCAAGGCUGGAAAUCCUUGUAUAACACCGUAGAUUAUAUAAAAAUGCUACUAAACGAUGACAAAACAGAAGUUCUGAUGAUUGGCUUUAAGUAGCAACUGGCAAUCGACAUAAUUACAACUGGAUAAUCUGACUUACUACCUAAGUCUACCAUCAAUGGUAAAGAACCUAGGUGUGUUGCUUGAAUCCACUUUAUCGAUGAAUACACAUGUUAAUAAAAUAUGCUCAACGGCUUUUAAUUAUUUGUAUGAUCUAGGAUGAAUUAGGACAUAUUUAUCAAGAGAGUCCACCGAGACAGUUAUUCGUGAGUUUGUAUUAAGUCAUGUCCAUUAUUGCCAGCUUAUCAGUGAGACAGGGUAAUUUAGAUUUAUCAACUGAGUUGAUAACCUGGACUUUCACUUAACAAAACGAGCACUGUGAUUGGUUGAUGUUUGGUCAUGAGCCCCUGAUCAAAUACAAUUGUAUCCCGACCGGGCUACAAUUGCGCAGUUGUCGCAAGCGCGCCGAAUGUAGCAGCAUGGUUUUGACAUAUGAUUGUUUGAGGGAAAGUCUAAAUAUAUAACAAAGCACUUAAUGUAUGGUCUCACGGGAAACAAGUUAGUUUUGUUUUCCUGAGAGUCCUGAUGUUUCCCGAGAUGAAGUCGAGGGACACAUCAGGACUCUCCGGAAAACAAAACUAGCUAUUUCCAUCGGGACCAUACCUUUAGUGUAUAUUGGCCACCGUUUCAACUCAGCCUGUUGUACUCUCCCACCGACGUAGCACCGCAAUUUCUUUAGAAAGUUACCCCCUUUAACCAUUUAUCAGUAAGAGAAACUACAAAGAGUCCAGAAUGCAGCUGCCAGAUUAAUAUUUCAAAAACUAAGACAUUGUCGAACAACUCCUCUUUUAUGUAGUCUUGACUGGCUGCCAAUUGUUUUUGCAUAGAGUUUUAAAAGAUGUUACUAUUGACGUAUACAAUUCACGGUUGCGCUCCUGAUUACAUUGGGGAGCUUAUAAUCAUUGUUAUUUUAUUAUUAUUGUCAUUAUUAUUAUUAUUAUUAUUAUUAUUAAUUGUUCAUAAAACACAUUGGUACUUGAGUUUGUGCUGUCCUAGUCAAAGGAAGCUUUAGUCGUUGCGUGACAGUAGGAUCAUAUGAUCCAGCUUAAUACGGAAAAAAAAUCUCGCAAAGGGAAAGUGCGCUGUGACAUUCAAAGAAGAUCAUGGCUAACUUUUUCCUUAUUUUCAGUCUAACUGUUGGAAUCUUUUUUGGCAUUAUCGUGGCCUGGUACAAUAGUCAGGAAAUUCCAAAGGGAUUGCCCGACGAUCAGUUGAUGGGUCUACGAGUUUUCGGUACUGGUAUGGAUAUACUCCGCUUUCUGGUAAGGACACUUGCAGCUGUUGAUUACUUGUCGUCGAUAGAAUUAUUAUUGAAUGUUGGAUUAGGUCGGUGGAAUCACUUCGUCGAUUCACAAAAAUUUUUGUUGGACGAUUCACUUUUCUACGCUGGCACGUACUGUCAAGGUAGAGUAACUAAUCAUUGCAGCCACAUUAGAAAUUAUAUGUUCAUCACAAAUUGCGAAAUUAUUUAGUUGACGGAGAAGGAUAAUCGAUCGGGUUGCUAUGACUCUAUGACUCAGAAAAUCCUCCGAUUCUAAACAGGGAACUAAGAAAUAAUUUGGCCCACUUCCACCCCUAAGCUCUAAUUGAAAGCGUCGCGCUUGAUCUAAAGCUUAUUUUAAACUACCGGUAUUCUCUUUUUGCAAGGCGUCUACAGCUUCAGAUAUUGGGAUCGGGGAGUCCGCAAUGGAAAAUACUAAUUUGGGACUUCAAUGGUUAUCAUCGAUGCUCCCUGAAAGUGACGAAUCAGAAAACCUCUUGGAAAUCUGGAAUGACAAGAUAGCCAACAUCCCUGUACGUUUUUAUAAACCAAAAAUUCAUGGCAGCAAAAGAACUACUGGUGUGGUUUACUUUCAUGGCGGUGGAUUUACUCUUGGAAGUGUUGGUAGGUUGUAGGAGUCCUUUAGCUCCAAGAAGUGAUAAACUAACAGUCAUGUAACUUCCCCCAGAAAUAUCCAUCAUUAUCCACCAAAUUAGACAGGUGAUGAAAAUACCCAGACUUAUCAGAUAGAAGCAGUUACCCACAUCUAACACCAAGUUCUUGUAAAUUAUCUAAAAGGAACUGUGUAGCAGCUGGAGGAGAGAAUUAACAAUCAGAUUUUGGGAGUUAACCCUUCAACUCCCAAAAUCAAAUGAUUAAUUCUCCCCUCAAGCUGUUACACAUUUCCUUGUAAAGUAGUAAUGAGAAUUUGGUGCUAGAUUAGGAUAACAACAUCUACCUGAUAAGUUUGAAUAUUCUCACUACCUAUUUGCUGGAUAAUGUGAGGAUAUUAUAGGGAGAAGUUUGAUGUUGAUCACUUCUGGGACUUAAAAGGUUAAAGGGUUGAUAAGAUAAUUUAUCAGUACCUGCUGGUAGCAUCAGGAAACAAAACUCUGGAAUUAGUUUAUUGAGGAAGAAUUAAAGAGAAAGGGGAUUAGAAGCCUGGAAAAAUUGGAAAUGAAAGGGUGGAAGAGAAGAGAGAAAAAGGAUCAAAGAGGGAUUACAUGUGCAGAAACAGGAUUUUGUGAGGGUGGAGGGGGGGAGGCAGACAAGGAACAUGGUAAUGUUUGGAAGCUGGAGCUCUAGACACAACAUAUUGCAAUAAACAUAAAUGAAUAAUUUAGCAACAUGAAAGCUUCUUUUAAUCUCUAAUGUGGGUACCUACAUGAACCCUGGUUUUUUGAUGUUGUUAAAAAUUUGCAUCAGUUAACAAUAAUUUUUUUUUUAUAAACUAUUUCUUCAGAUCAGCAUCAUCCAUUUACUCUGCUGUUAGCUAAAGAGGCAAAUGUUGUACUGGUGUCUGUUGAGUAAGUAUUCUACCAACUGAGUCUGGAUUUCUACUGAUGUAUGGUUGUACAACAUGAUCUACUAACCUUGAAAGCAAGUUCAUGUUUCUUCCUUUCACUUGUAGCAAAUUUUGUUGUGCUCUAUUCAUUUGAUAAUGAAAAUGAAUCCUAAUUUGAGCUCUUUUUCUUGCAAUGACAGGAUAAAUUCAAGAUAAUAAGGCUUACAACUUACCACUGCUCCAUAUGUCUCUAAACUUUUCAGAUACAGAUUAGCACCCAAACACACUUUCCCAACCCAGUUCCAUGACUGUUAUGUUGUUGUUAACACCUUACUGGCCACUGGAGAAAAAUAUGAUAUUGAUACAAACCGUAUUAUUGUUGCUGGAGACAGUGCUGGUGGUAAUCUAGCAGCUGCGGUUGCUCUCAAGCUUCGAGAUGAGGACAAACACCUGGCAGCUGAGGUAACAGAACCUUUAACCAGCCUUUCAAGACCCUAUUGAUUUCUCUUUGCCAAGAAAGAUACCCUAAAAUAAUUUUUUUGCUUAAGUUACGAUGGCAAUCACGAAGACACCAUGGUAACAAAUUUUACUUGUGGUCUUACCAGUGGAAGCAUCCAUUUCUUACAGUACAGAUCUCAACUGGAACUAAGGGUCAAUGAUUGUGUGAUUCUUUUCAACUUUUCUUCUGUUUUGAUUGCAGAUUCUCAUCUACCCUACACUUCAGUUUAUGGACUUUUCACUUCCCUCGUUUGAAAACCAUGACUCUCGACUCUUGUCAUUGGAACAAUUAGCAGAGUACUGGUCAUAUUACAUGACAGGAACACCUAACAUGGUCUCAUCCUUUUUAGCAAACAAUCACUCCAGGCAUCUUCACAACACAAAGUACUCCUCUUACAUUGGGGUUGGUGAUAGGGGACAGCAAAAUAAAAAAAAGAAGCCAUUAGAUGGAAUUCCAGAGGUUGUUUUAAAUGGUCUGGUGGACUAUAGAGCAUCACCUUUAAUGGCUAAUAGUUUAAAGGGGCUUCCCAAGACAUUAAUCAUCACAUGUGAAUUUGAUAUCUUAAAGGAUGAUGGUCUGUUGUACAGGGCUCGUUUGUUGGAUGCUGGUGUCAAAGUGACCCAUUUAAACUACAUGAGCUACCAUCCUUUUUUGGCAGUUCAAGUGUCACCUUAUUUUGUAACAGAGGAAUUUAAUCAGGCGUUGAGAGAUAUAGUUGACUUUGUGAAAGGGGAGUAAAAAAAGUCAAAGUCUGUUUACAAAAAAUGUUAGGACAUCACAUACCAUUUGUUUUGAUUUACAUCUUGAACAAGUAUAACAAAGUAUAAAAGUCUGCUUAAAUUUUUAUUGGCAAAAAAUUCUAAGGGUAUUGUUUGAGAACAAGAACAUUGCUUGAUAUCCCAUAAAUCUUGAUUCAUCCAUCCAAGAGAAACCCUAUCGACUCUAUAAAAAAAAAGUUAGACAUCCACACAAGAGUAACCAUGGACCAGAUCAGCACUCAGGGUCUUAAAAUAACAAAGAAAAACAUGCCGCCUUUGCUACGAAAUGGUUAGACAUUCUAGUCUUCCUGGAUAAGGACAAAAACCAAUGGCUCCAUCUCCUGCAUCUUCUCAAUACAGGUUAGCAGGAUGUGUUAACCUUUUAACUCCUAGAGAAGAUUAACAUGUAACUUCUUUCUCUAAUAUCCUUACCUUAUCCAGCAAACUGUUAAUGAAUCAAACUUGACAAGUAGAAGUUGUUUUCUUCAUCUGAUACCAAAUCUUGCAACUGAUUUACAAGGAAAUGGAUGGAAGCUGGAGGGGAGAAUUAACAGUCAGAUCUUGAGAGUUAAAGAACUGCAAAAAGAAGGGAAUGUAGUUCCCAUUCUGGCCUUGUAUCCCACAAAAAAAAUUCCUAAACUGGGGGCACCUAAAGAAAUUUGUGGAAUGCCCAAUGCAGUCUGGCCAAAGCAAAGUAUUGUAAAGUGUAUCAGAACAUAUUCAUUUAUAUGGCAUAAUCUGCAUAUUAUGGAAAAUGGACUAUAGAAAUGCAUCAUUGGCUUCACCUUUGUGAAUCAUGUUUGAGAAGUUAGACUUUCCUUAGGUAUGUUUCAGCCAAAAUAAAUUUUCUAAAUAUCUGAAUCUUUCCUGCUUUGUUUACACAUUUUUGCAAGCUAUUUCAACUUUUCUUUCAAAAAAAAAAAAGGGAAGUAAUGGGAAUGACAAAAAUAUGCA
Molecule: messenger RNA, 6788 nt
Organism: Pocillopora meandrina
Lineage: Eukaryota; Metazoa; Cnidaria; Anthozoa; Scleractinia; Pocilloporidae
Source: the annotation of a GenBank genome assembly